AUGCCUACGUCAUACAGAGAGCUCGGGAUGGCGGCUGAUUUAACUCCUCGUUUCAGAAGGCUGAACAGCCAAACGAGAAGUUUUCGUGAAAAUAUACAUAAUGGUUUCUCGGGCCCCUUCGGCGCCACCCAGCUGUGGCACAACAUCAUCCGGGCCCUGCAGCUCCAGGUGGAGGUGCGCCGCUGUCGAAGGCACCUGCGCGCUCACGCCGCGUGCUUCACGGGCUCGGACGCCGUGGACGCCGUGCUCAGCUACUUGAUGCAGAAUGUGGCGUUCUGCGCCAGCGAGGUGUCGCGCCUCAAAGCCGCUCGCCUCUGCCAGGCUCUGAUGGAGGCCAAGGUGUUCGAGCCGGUGGGCACCAAGCUGUUCCGCAGGGACAAGGAAGUGACCUUCGAGGACAGCGGCUGCAGCCUGUACCGCUUCCUGGAUUACAGCGCGGUACCCGGUCCCGCCGGGAGGGAGCGCGACGCGGAAGACGCGCCGCAGGAGGAAGAGGGGCUGAAGAGGAGGAAGAGCUCCAGGAGGCUGAAUGAACUGAGGACGAUCUCUAAUCCCCUCGCCGUGGGGUCGUCGGACAGGAGGGUGGAGAGGCUGCUGAGGACCAUCAACCUGAGGCCGGCCUUGUCUCCGGCUGUUAACGCGACCCCCGCUGCUUCUGCCUUUCUGUCCAAAGCCGCGGUGAAUGAGGUCUGGAAGCAGCAGACGCUGCUGCAGCUGCUGCAGGUGGUGGAGUUGCCCAUGCUGGACCGCAUCCUGACCUCCCCCACCAGGGUCCAGCUCCAGACCUGCAGAGCUCCUCUGGCCACCCAGGACCUGGUUAUCUCCAACACGUGCCUGGAGAGAGAGCUGCCCGACACCCUCAAUCUGCCCGAGUUGGAUGGCUGGCUGGCGGCAGCGGCAGACUGCUUGGAGCUCUUCCCCGACCAGCUGAUUGUGGUCGCAGGGGAACAGCUCAGCCACCGGGUUGUCGGCGCCUCCUCCUCAGAGGCCCGGGCGGAGCAGAUGGCGAGCCAGAAGAGGGUGCUCUUUGACACCAUUGCCAAGUACUACAGUGGACAGGAAAGAGCUCCGCUUCUCUCGGGACGCCACCUGGACAUCCACGCUGCCAUUCUGGACUCGCUGGAUGAAGGGAAGGUGCAGAAUGCCGUCAAAGCAUCUCAGCUGUGUUUCCGACUGCUGGAGACGAGCGCGAGGGAUGAACUCCGGAGGCUGCUGGUCUUCAUGGCGACCGCAGCUCACCCGGAUGCUUGCCGUCUUCAGAAACAGAUUGAUAACCGGGCCUCGGUGUGCCGGGCUUUCCAGAGAGGAAUAAUCCAGAAUCAUCAACUGACCCGACCCCAAAGCGAAACGCUGGUGCUGUUUCUGGUGGAUAAUUGCACAGAGCUCUUCAAGACUCCCACAUCCCUGACUGAAGCUGUGAGGAGAACUCUCCGGACCAUGCAGCAAGGGAAAGACCCCGACUCAAUUGCCACUUUCACCUUCUGCCAGCAGGUGACGCCACAGGAGUACGAGGACCAGCGAGAGGCGACCACGCUGCAGAGCCUCAAGCAGCUGCUUCGCGAUAUUUCCUCCUGCAAAACCGUACCUGCCAAGGAGAGGAGGAGGCUGCUCAGAGAGUUUGAGAAACUCCACCCCGUGGUCUUCCUCCAGCAUUUCCACAGCACCUUCUGAAAACCACCGACGGGUUUGGUUUGUUCGGUGCACUUCACAAAGCCAGUUUGCAGUGGUGCAGCGCUUACACUGAAGAUUGAUCAUGAGUUAAUGCAUUUUUAAUUAAUUUAAAAAGCCGUUUAGCGAUUGAUUAGUGUAGAUAUUACUUGAAUUAAUACAAAUGGGGCUGCUACAGCAUGGCUGUAGACUCCCAGGAUGCCUUUGAGUCACAAGAGGCCUCCAAUAGUUGAGGUUGUAGAUUUUAAGCACUAUUUGUUUUAAUAUCGUUCUUACAGCCCUGUAGCACUGGAUGCAUUGUCUAUUUUAAUGAACAUCGCAUUUUGAGAGAUAUAAGUCUGUUCGUCCAAGCCAUGGGUUUAAUAAUAGUUGUGAAUGGGGUUUUGCACAAGUUUAUAAACAAUGAAUUAUCAGCUCAUUUAUGAUAUCAGGUGCCUGCAUGGGGGGUAGUCUGUGAGCUGGGAAAGCUUCAGCUGUUGCUGCUGCUUUCCAUUUAGGUUUCUUUAAUUGUACACUUGACACUGAUUAUGUAUUAUUGAGAUGAAUACUGUUUAAAAGAGGGCAUUUGCUUUUAUACUGUAGAGCACGGUCGAUGCCAAGAAAAGCAUCAUGUGUACAUCCUGGUCCAGCUGUGGAUGCUUUAUUUGGAUACGCUAUGUUAACUGCUUUUGGACAUGUGGUUUGCAGAAGUAAUGCUGUGCACUUUGACCUGGCUUUAAUAUUUUUCUAUUAUGACAAUUUUUGUUUGUUUUGUUUUCCAGGCUUGCUGUAGCAUGCUGUCUGGUUAAGGAAACAUAAACACAACGCUAAUGCAGCUGAAUAAAGUUUAACACUGACAUUGCAAGAUUUUUCUUAUAUGAAAACGGAUAUGAAAUGUCAGCAGAUGGGGUAAAAUAAUCAGCUAACCAUAGCUCAGUUUAUUAUUACAUGAUUUCAUUCACAGGGGUGUUGAGCAUUAUUUUAGUGCCAUUAUAUUGAUCAAAUGUCUUUUGAUUGUGAGGAUUUUACUUGAGGGGACAUUAAGUCUUUACACAAGAUGUGUACUAAAUAAUAAUGUAAUGUUAUUUUAAACUACUAAAUUAAUCUGGUUAAGCAAGAUGCUUCAGUUGGAUUGAAUUAUUCUAAUUAUUGACAAUGAUCAUGCAGAAGUAAUUUGCAGGCAAAUCUCAUUUCAUUUCUGCUUUUUUUUGUUCUUUACAUACACUGAAAUCAUGUUAGAUUGCACUUUAUGAGGCUGAAGCCUGCUUUAUUUUUUUGUAACAAAACUUCUAAUAAAUGUUUAACUGAU
Messenger RNA from Pseudoliparis swirei, 2956 nucleotides. RefSeq names its product DEP domain containing 4 (gene depdc4). The coding region runs from base 1 to 1671 and encodes 556 amino acids. Gene Ontology annotation, biological process: intracellular signal transduction. The record is from RefSeq and is a predicted model, not a curated record. Lineage: Eukaryota; Metazoa; Chordata; Actinopteri; Perciformes; Liparidae. The transcript is spliced from 9 exons.